AUCACCACUCUCUCUCUCCUCUCUUCUUGUAUCAUUAUCCUUCUUACAGUCUAAACAUCGCAUACUACAAUGAUUGACCAUCUACUGGGACGUCCGAGUGACGCCUGGAAGCGCACUCAGGUGUUCAUCGUCCUCAGCUUCUGGAUAUCAGUCCUCCUACAGGGGAAUCGCGGCGGGCCGCGCUUUCUCUGGAUACGUAGGUUCAACAGGCUCUUACAAAAGCUAUUUACUCCAUGGCAGAUCAUCGUCGGCGCGUUCACGGGACUAUACGCUGUGAGGCACUUUGACGCUAUCGUCGGUCUCGCCGCACCGGAGCCUCUAGCACGAAUGUAUUCGAGAGCCUACUACCGUGCUACGUGGAUUGCUACAUCCCUCGAUGCUGGAUUUGCCACUGCGAUACCCAUUCGGCCCAAGUGGGUGCGGGAGAUCGCCCAGGUCGUCCUCGGGGUGUACUACAUCUUCUACGCCAACGAGGCGGACGACAGGUUGAGAAAGUUCAGAGCCGUGUGCACCGUCGAGAUGCUUCGAGCGACGUGGGAGAAGACAGGGAACCCUUAUCUCCGUGCCUUCACCUUCUGGGACCGUCCUUCCCUGCCUCUUGUCCGCCAUGUCGUCCUCCCCCGUCCUUCUACCUCGCCUCACAGGAAACCUAUCCGCGCUACGUUGUUCUAUAAUGGGACGCCUGAGCAGCUCAGACAAGCACGCGACCUUAUACUUGACUUCCCUGGUGGGGGAUUCAUCUGCCUCGGACCGGAACAUCAUGAAGAGCGACUGAGGAGGUGGGCACGGAGGACCGGGAAACCUAUCCUUAGUGUGGACUACGGUAAAGCCCCGGAAUAUCCGUACCCAUGGGCACUCGAGGAGGGCUUUGACUGCUACCUCACGCUUGUCCAGACUAAGGGAGUUACCAUCGGCAUGGCGGGCGAUGAGCUCAGCAUGAUCCUGACGGCCGAUUCUGCCGGGGCGAACAUCGUCAGCACCGUAAUCUAUCGAGCUAUUGAAAGCUCCUUCCCUAUACCUCUCCCCCUAGCGGUAGUGUUCAACUACGCCGCCCUCGACUUCGGCUUUGGCGCGUGGAUGUCCCCGGCCCACCUGAGGGUGCUGAGGGAAGAGCAGUCCUCGACGCAUAUCCCCGGGUUGGAAGAACAGAAGAACCACCUGAAUCAUCGGUCGCCCCUCAGCGUGGUGAAGGACGACCGCAAGCAUAGGCGCAAGAAGUCCUGGAGGGAUACGCUGGUAUUCCGCCCCCAAGGACAGAAGAGUGUCAGUCCCGAAGGGGAUAAGCAUAUUCCCGCUGUUGUACUGCGCGCCAUUGCAGAUGGUCCUGAUGGAGGAGAGGGGGUGCUGGCGGAUACGGAAGAAGAUACGGGGACGGGGAACGACACCCCUGAAGAUGAGCGGCCGAUCCAGGCGCGCAUCAAGGUCCCCGCUAAGGAUGCCCCUGGGGCGAAGGAGGAGAAAGGGAAGAAGAGGACGAAGAAGGCGCCUAUUGGGACUCGGCUGACGAUGACCAGCCGGACUGGAUUUUUCCAGGAUAGGAUCAUCUCGCCUAGUAUGAUGCGAGCCAUGGCCAUCCUGUACAUUGGUAGCAGGCACAACCCGGACUUCUCGACCGACUAUUAUAUCUCCCCCAUCCUCGCGCCUAACAACCUGCUGGAGAAGUUCCCGCCUUUGCUCAUGACGUGUGGAGAGAAAGAUCCCUUCGUCGACGAUACGGUUAUCUUUGCUGGCCGGAUCCGGGAGGCCAAACGGGCGAGGCGGGUCGCAUUGCGUACUGCUUCCCUUAACAGGGACGGAUUCUUUGGUGAAGGGCUACGCAUGACCUCCAAGUCUGAGCAGGCGAAGCUCCUUGAGGAGAAGGAAGAAGACUGGGUCCAGACGCAUAUCUACGAAGGCUGGAGCCAUGGGUACAUGAUGAUGACCGCGCUUAUGCCUUUUGGAGCGACGGCCGCGAUCUACCAGAACGCGGACUGGAUGCGCAUGAUGUUCGACAAACAUGAGCUGCGCCAGGUCGCGGCUGCCGAAGCGGCUGUUACUGCUACUCAGCCUCGUGCGGAGAGGACUACGCGCUCAGAAGAGGCGGAUGGGGGAUACCCCCUCGGCUCGGAGAGCUCGAGCGAAGAACUCCUCGAAUUUGCGUCGAGCAAGAAACGCCGCUUGUCCUCUCUGUCCUCUGCUCGUACGGCCAAGCCCGCCCUCGCACGGCACUCAAGCAGCGCUAGCAGGCUCACAAUCUCCGACGAGGGGAGCGUCACUGGUCCCAGUACACCCGCGACAUCCGUAGGGUCAUCAUUCGGCGUCGACGGCGCGCUGAAAGGCGUCCGCUCAGCUUCGCUCUCUUCUGACCGCCCUGCAAUGGGGAAACGCACCACGGAGCUGAGGUCCAGCCCCCCUCUGCGAGCAGAACUAAUGCAAAUGGUGGGCCGGGUCACUGCUCCCAACGUGGUGGUGAACGAGGCCGAGCUUAUGCGGAGGCGGAGAGAAGAGGCUGUAUUUGGCUUUGAGACUCAUCACUUUUCUGAUGUGGAGGAUGAGACGCUUGAGGUGUUCUGAGCCUCAAGCAUUGGGUGGGAAGAUAUACCCCUUGUAUACUAACUUAUUCAUGGCGCUGUACCUCAAUCUACCACCUACGAAGCAGACGGUAUUACAUAU
Dacryopinax primogenitus is the source of this 2652-nucleotide messenger RNA. Its product is annotated as alpha/beta-hydrolase. Gene Ontology annotation, biological process: triglyceride catabolic process. Gene Ontology annotation, cellular component: cytosol. NCBI's taxonomy places the organism in Eukaryota, Fungi, Basidiomycota, Dacrymycetes, Dacrymycetales, Dacrymycetaceae. Gene Ontology annotation, molecular function: sterol ester esterase activity; triacylglycerol lipase activity. The record is from RefSeq and is a predicted model, not a curated record. The coding region runs from base 70 to 2553 and encodes 827 amino acids. The transcript is spliced from 9 exons.